Elaeis guineensis (African oil palm) is the source of this 1296-nucleotide messenger RNA. Lineage: Eukaryota; Viridiplantae; Streptophyta; Magnoliopsida; Arecales; Arecaceae. The record is from RefSeq and is a predicted model, not a curated record.
CCACCUCCCGCUGCCAUUGCUGAUGCUCCAAGUACCCCAAGUGCCCCCAUCCCAAGGGUCGUCAUGGCUCCCGGUCCCAUUAUAGUUGGUGCAGGCCCCUCGGGCCUCGCCGUGGCCGCCUCCCUCCGCCGCUUGUCGGUCCCCUCCGUCAUCCUCGAGAGGUCGGACGGCAUUGCUGAACUCUGGCGCCACCGCACCUACGACCGCCUCUCCCUCCACCUCCCCAAGGCCUUCUGCCAGCUUCCCCACCUCCCAUUCCCUUCUCACCUCCCCACUUACCCCUCCAAGGCCGACUUCCUCUGCUACCUCCACUCCUACGCCCACCACUUCUCACUCCACCCCUUCUUUGGUUGCACCGUCGUCGCCGCCCACUUCGACCCCACCGAGUCCCUCUGGCGAGUCACCACCGUCUCCGACCUUUCUCUCCAAUCGGAGAUGGGAGGCUUGGAGGUGGUGGAGUACGUUUCCCCAUGGCUGGUGGUGGCCUCCGGUGAGAAUGCGGAGCCCGUGGUGCCCGAGCUGAAUGGAAGAGAGGAGUUCAAGGGGAGUAUGUUGCACUCCAGCAAGUAUAGGAGUGGGAAGGAGUACAAGGGAAAGAGAGUGUUGGUUGUGGGAUGUGGGAAUUCUGGGAUGGAGAUGUGCUUGGAUUUGUGUGAAUGUGGUGCCGUGCCCUUCAUGUCAGUGAGGAGUGGGGUUCAUGUACUGCCAAGGGAGAUGUUUGGGACAUCUACAUUCGGGUUGGCAAUGAAGCUGCUGAAAUGGUUGCCAGUGAGGUUGGUUGAUAGGUUUUUAUUAAUGGUGGCCAGGAUGGUGAUUGGUAACACUGAGAAGUAUGGGCUAAAAAGGCCAGAGGUGGGACCUGUAGAGCUCAAGAAUGCAACUGGCAAGACCCCUGUCUUGGAUGUGGGAGCCCUGUCCCAGAUCAAAAAAGGAAGGAUCCAGAUAGUACCAGAAGUGGAGUCCUUAACAAGCAAUGGAGCAAAGUUUGUAGAUGAAAGAGAGCUGGAGUUUGACUCUGUGGUAUUUGCAACUGGCUAUAAGAGCAAUGUCCCCACCUGGCUCAAGGACACUGAUUUUUUCUCAGAGGAUGGCAAGCCCAAGACUCCAUUCCCCCAUGGGUGGAAGGGGGAUGAUGGGCUCUACUCUGUAGGAUUCACAGGGAGAGGACUCCUUGGCGCCAGUGCCGACGCCAUCAAGACUGCUCUUGAUAUAGCUGAAAGUUGGAAGAAUUAUCCAGAAAGCAAGCAUUUUAUUCUCCAAACACACCCCCAAGGACAAGCAAAUAAUGUCGAGUGA